GUGGCUCUCCGGCUGUCCCAGCUGCUGUAACUGCUUGGACUCUGGGUCCUGGCACUGGGGAGUGGCGCGAGCGGCUUCACUUCCCUCUCGCAGGCUUCAGAGGUGGCGAAUCCCGUGUUGGCACCGAGUAGCAAGCGCUCGGCUAGGGCUUGGGGUUGGGGACGCGGCCGUCGUCAGCUUUGCGCCGCUCCUCCCCGCGCUCGGGGUGCUGGGCCUGUCAUGGAGGCAGCGAUGGCGACCCUGAGCACGCUCCCCACCCACCGUGCCUGCUCCGCCCUUCCCUCCGCCCCACGCCACCUUUGAUGGCAUCGACAACGCUAGCCACCGGCAACUUAGCUUGCACGGUAGCGCCGCAGCCGCAGCCGCAGCCGCAGCCGCAGCCCGAGGGUAUUAAUAGCCAAGCGUUCCAGCUACACUCGCAGCUCAAAGCCGCCGCACCCCUUGCAGCCGAGGGCCCGGAGCAGCUGAACGUGUAGGCCGGGAGUUGGAGGGAGCAGCGGGUGCCUGGAGAUAUUCUUUAAUCCACUUUCAUCAUGGGAGAAACAGAACAGAGGCCAACUGCAGGAUCACGACUGGGGGCCACAGAAAAUUCGGGGAUCAGUACCUUGGAACAUGGACAGAGGCUGCCCCCACCACCUUCUGGAAAACUCAUGUCCAUCAAAAUCCAGAUGCUGGAUGACACCCAGGAGGCAUUUGAAGUUCCAGAAAGAGCCCCAGGGAAAGUGUUGCUGGAUGCAGUUUGCAACCACCUCAACCUUGUGGAAGGUGACUAUUUUGGCCUGGAGUUUCCUGACAACAAAAAGAUCAUGGUGUGGCUGGAUCUCUUAAAACCUAUCGUCAAGCAGAUUAGAAGGCCAAAGCAUGUUGUUGUUAGGUUUGUGGUGAAAUUCUUUCCACCUGACCAUACACAACUUCAGGAAGAACUCACAAGGUACCUGUUUGCUCUGCAGGUAAAGCAGGAUCUGGCUCAGGGCAGGCUGACGUGUAAUGACACCAGUGCUGCUCUUCUGAUCUCACACAUUGUGCAAUCUGAGAUUGGGGAUUUUGAUGAAGCAUCGGACAGAGAGCACUUAACAAAAAAUAAGUACAUACCUCAGCAAGAUGUACUAGAAGACAAAAUUGUGGAAUUUCAUCAUAAUCACAUUGGACAAACACCAGCAGAAUCAGAUUUCCAACUCCUGGAGAUUGCCCGUAGGCUAGAGAUGUACGGGAUCCGGUUGCACCCGGCUAAGGACAGGGAAGGUACUAAGAUCAACCUGGCUGUGGCGAACACAGGAAUUCUAGUGUUUCAGGGUUUCACAAAGAUCAAUGCCUUCAACUGGGCAAAGGUGCGAAAGCUGAGCUUCAAGAGGAAGCGCUUUCUCAUCAAGCUCCGCCCAGAUACAAAUAGCUCAUACCAGGAUACCUUGGAAUUUCUCAUGGCCAGUCGGGACUUUUGCAAAUCCUUCUGGAAAAUCUGUGUUGAACAUCAUGCCUUUUUUAGACUUUUUGAAGAGCCCAAACCAAAGCCAAAGCCUGUUCUCUUUAGUCGAGGGUCAUCAUUUCGGUUCAGUGGUCGGACUCAGAAGCAGGUUCUCGACUAUGUUAAAGAAGGAGGACAUAAGAAAGUGCAGUUUGAAAGGAAACACAGCAAGAUUCAUUCCAUCCGGAGCCUUGCAGUGCAGCCUACAAAGCCAAAUUCAGAAGUGCCAAAACAAGCUCAGCACAGAGCCAGCCUUACACUUGGAGAAGGUGCUGAAUCCCCAGAUGGCCAGAGCUGCCAGCAAAGAAAGGAACUGGAAGUUUCCACCACCGAGUAUGGGUCAUGCCAAAGCCCUGCUCUGCAGAAGAGCCCAGUGGGUAACAAGAAGGCUGGUGGAGGCAUGAAGGCAACAACAGAGGAAGAGGAGGAGGUCAUUACGGAUAGGACCCAGCAGAAUAAACCUCAGCCCCAGCAGCCAACAGGCUCCCUGACUGGUAGCCCUCACCUUUCAGAGCUGUCUGUCAACUCUCAGGGAGGAGCUGUGCCUGCCAACUUGAUCUUGUCUCCCAACCUGAGCCCAGACACCAAGCAGGCCUCCCCAUUGGUCAGCCCACUCCUGAAUGACCAGCCAUGCCCACGGACUGAUGACGAGGAGGAGGGCCGCAGAAAGAGAUUCCCAACUGACAAAGCGUACUUCAUCGCUAAGGAAGUAUCCACCACUGAGAGGACAUAUCUGAAGGAUCUUGAAGUCAUCACUUCAUGGUUUCAGAGUACAGUGAGCAAAGAGGACUCCAUGCCUGAAACAUUGAAAAGUAUCAUAUUCCCAAAUUUUGAACCUUUGCACAAAUUUCAUACAAAUUUUCUCAAGGAAAUUGAGCAACGACUAGCCCUGUGGGAGGGCCGCUCCAAUGCUCACAUUAAAGGAGAUUACCAAAGAAUUGGAGAUGUCAUGCUGAAAAACAUUCAGGCCAUGAAGCAACUGGCUGCCCACCUGUGGAAACACAGCGAGGCUUUGGAGGCCCUGGAGACCUGCAUCAGGAGCUCCCGGCGGCUAGAGAACUUAUGUAGAGACUUUGAGCUGCAGAAGGUGUGCUAUCUGCCUCUCAACACCUUCCUCCUGCGCCCCCUGCACCGACUUAUGCACUACAAGCAGGUCCUGGAGCGGCUGUGCAAGCAUCAACCGCCCAGCCACAAUGACUUCAGAGACUGUCGAGCUGCUUUGGCAGAGAUUACAGAAAUGGUGGCACAGCUUCAUGGUACAAUGAUUAAGAUGGAGAAUUUCCAGAAGCUGCAUGAACUCAAGAAGGAUUUGAUUGGCAUUGACAAUCUUGUGAUUCCAGGAAGGGAGUUUAUUCGCCUGGGAAGUCUCAGCAAGCUCUCUGGGAAGGGGCUUCAGCAGCGAAUGUUUUUCCUGUUCAAUGACGUCUUGCUGUACACAAGCAGGGGACUAACAAUCUCAAAUCAGUUUAAAGUUCACGGGCAGCUCCCACUCUAUGGCAUGACCAUAGAGGAAAGUGAAGAUGAGUGGGGCGUGCCCCACUGCCUUACCCUGCGGGGCCAACAGCAGUCCAUCAUCGUGGCUGCCAGUUCCCGGUCCGAGAUGGAAAAGUGGGUUGAGGAUAUACAGAUGGCCAUUGAUUUGGCAGAAAAGAGCAGUGGCCCCACUGCCGAGUUCCUCACCAGCAGCCCCCCUGACAACAAAUCCCCUGAUGAGGCCACAAUGGCCGACCAAGAGUCAGAGGAUGACCUCAGCGCCUCACGCACCUCGUUGGAGCGCCAGGCCCCCCACCGUGGCAACACUAUGGUGCACGUGUGUUGGCACCGCAAUACCAGUGUCUCCAUGGUGGACUUCAGCGUGGCCGUGGAGAAUCAGCUGUCUGGGAAUCUGCUGAGGAAAUUCAAAAACAGCAAUGGGUGGCAGAAGCUGUGGGUGGUAUUCACAAACUUCUGCCUGUUCUUCUACAAGUCACACCAGGACAAUCACCCCCUCGCUAGCCUGCCCCUGCUUGGGUAUUCACUCACCAUUCCCUCGGAGUCUGAGGACAUCCACAAAGACUACGUGUUCAAGCUGCAUUUCAAAUCCCAUGUGUACUACUUCAGGGCCGAAAGUGAAUACACGUUUGAAAGGUGGAUGGAGGUGAUCCGAAGUGCCACCAGUUCGGCCUCCCGCACCCACAUUCUGAGUCACAACGAAUCUCAUGUGUAUUAAUGGCAGAACAUAGCUGUCAAUUGUUUCAGUAGUGGCUGCUUUCCUGAAAGACAUUUAAGGAAGUAAAUGUCUGUAUUAAUGAAGCCUAGUAAAAUUGACAUCUGUCUAGAAAACAAAAACAUGGUUUUACAGCAGCUCUCAUCUGUCUCCAUGGAACUUUUUUUAACCUUGUGUUUUUCCACUGUUAAUUUCUCAUCUGAAAGGAAGUGCUUCCACCUCCAAGGCUUGGUGGUGUUCUCUCUGUUAUUCUCUUGACGGGCUGUUUUUAGCUUGUGCCAGUAUUAAAACAUUGUCAUUAAUAUAGUGCCAAAUGACAAUUUUUCCUCCGUGACUGCACAUUAAAAGCAGUACAGACACAUCCGUUCAACUAAAAGACAGGGCAAGCACUCUUCUUUUAUAGGCUGCUGCAUUUAAAAAAAUUUUUUUUCCAGUGUUUGCAAUACACAUGGCAGUCUGAAGCAAAUGAGAUCAUUUUCAGGUAUCAUUUUUUUCUCAAUCUUUCUACUUUUAUAAUAAUAGGAAGUUAGUCAGAUUGACUCCUUUGAUUACUAAGAAAUUUGGAGCAUACUUCAUUCCACUCUGGGGUCUUGUGAUCCAGUGAAAUGCUGGUACCAGACCUAUUUGCUGGUGCAAGUUGACUAAAAUGUUUAAGUGAUUACUAUUUACAAAGUGUAGUAGGUGAUUUUCUAUUAAGUGAAGCAGAAAUCCAGUGCAACAUCUAGACUGUCACACUGUACUGCUAGUGGUAUAUAUAAUGGGAAGAUAUUAAGCUGUGGUGUUUUGCUGUCUGUCUCACAAGCAUGAAAACCUGUUAUGUCACUAAUCAGGGCCAUCUGUGAUGUUGUUAUGUUAUGUUAUGAAGGGGUUUUGUGAGCUUCAGUGAAUGCAGAAGCACUAUGAAUAAUGGUGUGUAGUCGCCAGGCACCCAUUAUCAUACCUAUCUGUAUCCUACUGCAACUGUGGUUUGAAACUCCACGUUCUAUAGUAGUAUAUAUCGUGCCUGUCUUCAAAACACAUUCUUUUUCCUUUUUUAUACUCAUUCCUCCCCAGGUAUAGGGUAUCAACACUAUGACACUGCACAUCCUUGAUAGUCAGACUACAUAGGGACAAUUGUUUCCAAUAAUAAUUUCCACUGGUCAAAAUCUGUUUGCCUAUUCUCUGUGGAGAUCAGGUGGCUGCUAUUCCCCAGUGUUCUUAAGCCCUUUUUGAGUCCAGAAGGGGGCAGCCAAUCAACCCAGUUCUCUUCCCUGCACCACAGCUGGGAAAUCCCCUUACCUAAAACACACAGGACUACCCCAACUUUGUGGAGCUGUGACUGGUUAUUGUGGAAAUGGCAAUGUAAAAAUGGACAAGUAGAUUGAAAUGUGUUAAUCAUUUGCCUUACAAUGUGUACCAGAUGGUUUUAAGUACUAACAAAAGGGAAUAAAAAUACCUCACACCACAAUCCAGCAUAUUGAAGUUUUAAGGCAGAACAACUCACCUUGUCUCUCGUCUUUAUUUUCAUUUAAUUUGGGUGGUGAUGCAUCUAUGGGCAAAGGUCAGAGUUGGCUGGUCACUACAGAGUGCAAGUCAAAAAGAAAAACAGAAUGAACUCAACUGUUCAUUGAGACAAACAAUGUUUUGAAAAAAUCGGUAUUUUAUAGUCUCUUGUUUCAUUCAACUUGGCCCUCAGAGAUAGAACUUUUCUAGGAGACUGACCUUCAGUGGCUAUAAAAGACAAUGACUAAAACCCAAAGAAGGAGGGCAAAGCAGAGAAGGGCUACCUGGCACUUCCUAUAUAAAAAGAACUCUGGAGACAAGCUAGUUCCUUGAGAUUUCUCCCACAUU
Artibeus jamaicensis (Jamaican fruit-eating bat) is the source of this 5498-nucleotide messenger RNA. It is a transcript of the gene FARP1, whose product is annotated as FERM, ARH/RhoGEF and pleckstrin domain protein 1. Gene Ontology annotation, cellular component: cytoskeleton. Lineage: Eukaryota; Metazoa; Chordata; Mammalia; Chiroptera; Phyllostomidae. The record is from RefSeq and is a predicted model, not a curated record. Gene Ontology annotation, molecular function: guanyl-nucleotide exchange factor activity; cytoskeletal protein binding. Bases 534 to 3671 code for a protein of 1045 amino acids. The transcript is spliced from 27 exons.